This is a messenger RNA of Dreissena polymorpha, 6642 nucleotides long. Its product is annotated as traB domain-containing protein-like. The coding region runs from base 1 to 1116 and encodes 371 amino acids. The transcript has 8 exons. Lineage: Eukaryota; Metazoa; Mollusca; Bivalvia; Myida; Dreissenidae. The record is from RefSeq and is a predicted model, not a curated record.
AUGUUAGGAGGUGGCAAGGCAGAGGCUGAUGCCGAAAUAGAGGAACAGAUAGAAGUUGAGCAAAACAGUGAAAUUGAAGGCGCAGAUGAAGAUUAUGUGUACUCUGAUGAUUUCGAACUCUCAGACGGUGAACUUUCAGACAUUGAGGACGAUGAUGAAAUCAAUAUGUAUGUAGAAAAAAAUCGUGAUCUGAAUCCGGAUCUACCUGAGACGGUGACAUUGUUGGAGACAUCAUGGGGAAGCAAGGUCUACCUGGUUGGCACGGCCCAUUUCAGUGCUGAGAGUCAGGAAGAUGUCGCCAAGACGAUAGUUGCCACCCAGCCAGACGUGGUGCUGGUGGAGCUGUGUAACAGCCGCAUGAACAUCCUGCAGUAUGACGAGGAGACCCUGCAGAGAGAGGCCAAGGAUCUGAGUCUGGCCAAGAUGAAACAACUCAUACAGCAGAGUGGCCUGUUACAAGGUUCGAUGCAUGUGUUACUGCUGAAGAUGACUGCACAUCUGACAGAGCAGCUGGGAAUGGCGCCAGGGGGAGAGUUCCGUAGAGCUUUCAGAGAGGCCCAGAAGGUCAUGGGUUGUAGGUUCCAGCUGGGCGACCGUCCCAUCCAGAUCACGCUUACCCGCGCAAUGUCGUCCCUCACAUGGUGGCAGACCAUCAAACUGGCCUUCCAUCUUCUCACCUUUAACGAUUCAAUCAGCAAGGAGGACGUAGAGAAGUGCAAGCAGAAGGACCUGCUAGAGGAGAUGCUGAAGGAGAUGACGGGCGAGUACCCGGGCCUCACCCGCUACUUCGUGUUGGAACGCGACACCUUCCUAGCCCACUCACUCAAACAUGCUGCUCAGCCUAUACCUGCACCAGACAAGCCUGCAGGUUGUGUGCCAUCUGUGGUGGUGGGUGUGGUAGGGAUGGGACAUGUGCCAGGCAUCAAGGUCAAUUGGAACAAUCCACAGUUUGACAUCAGGGAGAUCAUGAGGCUACCAGAGAAGAAGUUAUCGACCCGUAUAGUACAGACGUGUGUACGGCUCACACUGCUGGGCUGUGGCCUCAGUUUGAUAGGACUUUCCACUUUUGGCUGCUAUAGACUCUACAAUUGGACAUUACCCUCAAAAAGCAUAUAGACCUGCAUAGAUUAUCUUCUAUUAUCUAUUAGGGCCUGUUCUGUUCAGUAUAUAAUUGUAAAUGAUUUUAUUCCAAGUGCCUUUACUAUGGGUAAAAUAUUGCUUUGGUAUGCCUUGCAAUCAUUCUUUCUUAGGACUGUUUAAAAAGUGGGAAAUAUACAUGUGAUCAGAACACCUAUGGCAGUGGGAUAGAGGACGAUAUCCCCUCUCUAUUUAAAAAAAUAAAUGUAGAGUCAUAUAACUAGGUGGUAAUGUUUUUGGGCAUUAUAUUCAGGCUAAUGUUCAAGAACAGCAUGAUUGCUUGAAGCACUUCUGAGUUAUGGCCCUUGUGACAAAUUGGAACUAAUUUGAGUACAAAACAAUAUGCAUAUCAAUGCUUACAUCAUAUAGCAACAUGUAGUUAAAGGCACGCCAGUUUACAGAAGGCUCGCCUUACGUUCCUAGGUUAUGAUUGUAUGCUAGACAAGGACAUUUGGUGCCGAAUGAGUCUACAAUCAAACUGGCAAUUAUAAGCAUUUCUUUAUUUGCAGUUACCGUAUUUUACCAUGCAUAGCGCGCAGUUUUUUACCUUCAAAUUUCAAAAUAAAAAUUCAGUGCGCGUAAUACAUUGACACAACGCUUUCCUGGUUGCUAAAUUGCGAAAAAUCCAUUUCGUAAUCGUAAAUCUUCACAAUUGCCGCCAUUUUUUUUACUAUUGCAGAAAAACUACACCCUACAAUGUUAUAGACUGAAGGAGCCGUUGUCGAAACAACAAAUAGCGGGAAGGGUAGGUAUGAACGGGGUAGUAACAGUUUUGGCAAAAAUUAAAAGAUGAAAAAAUUGUUUUUGUUGGUGUUUUCACACUUCUUCAUUGAUCGCAUUUUUAGGGGCUGUUGUCGACAUAAAAUGAAUGAAGAUGAAGUUAGGUGUGAAGGAGUUGUGUUUCGCAGGUUGAGGUAGGUGUGAAUGGGGUCUUUGCACUUCGUAAUUGACAUUUUUCAUCUAGCAAUGUACGAACUAACUUGUUGAGUAAUUUGAGACGCUAAUUGGCAUUUGAGACCUUUAUUGACACUUGAGAACGUGAAAAUAUGCAUUGGCACCGCAUUGUGUAUAAAUAUUGAGCGUUCAACAGUGCAGUUUCAAACGUUCAAUUGCUAUUGCUUAUACGACAUCACAGAAAGAAUAUUUGAAAUUGUCAGCCCCAACUUUAUCUUGAAAUUGUCAGCCCCACUAUAUCUUGAAAUUGUCAAUCAAGAUAUAUACAAGAUACAUCUUGUAAAUUGCCACUGAACAUCCUUGUUCAAAAUGGGUCGUAUACGUCAAUCGUACACAGUCAGAGAGAAACUUGAUGUAAUCAAGUACGCCGAAGCUCACAGCAAUCGGGCAGCUGGCUGUGAGUUUAAUGUCGGCGAGUCUUCUGUGCGGGAAUGGCGUAGGGACAAGGCCAGCCUGAUGAAACUGCCGCGAACGAAGCUGGCGCAGCGGGGGUCCGCUGCACACUACCCGGAAAUCGAGAAGCAGCUGCUCUCCUGGGUAGAAAAGCGACGCGACAGGGGCAUAGCCGUAUCAACUGUGGAGCUUCGAAUGGAGGGUCGACGACUGGCCGGUCUCCUUGAAGCCAAAGAUUUCAAAGGGUCAGCUCGUUGGGCUUAUGCUUUCCUAAAGAGACAUAACCUGUCCAUUCGAAGACGGACCCACAUUGCUCAGAAGCUGCCAAGCGACUACGAAGAAAAGUUGCUUGAAUUCCAGAGAUUCGUCAUCAAACAAAGAGUCAAAUAUGAGUUCGACCUCUCGCAGAUUGGAAACGCCGAUCAGACGCCUCUGACAUUUGACAUGCCAGCCAACACCACCAUUGCGACGAAGGGUGGCAAAACCGUAUCUAUAAACACAACGGGGAAUGAAAAGAACAGGUUCACCGUCAUGCUGGCAUGUACAGCAGAUGGUGGAAAGCUCCCCCCGUUUGUUGUUUUUACCACCAUAUUCUCGAGAGAAUAAUCUUUAAAAUUGUCGAAAAUAUAGUGCUAUGCAACCCAUGCUCCAGAUCGUUUAAACGCUCCCUUCUUUAAAACACAAAAUUAAGCGCCCGAAAAACUCCGAUUAAAUGAUUGCACAAUAUAAAAAUGGCGGCCAUUUUCGGCCCGAUUUUCAGGCUUUUUGGUCUUGAAUUCUUUUUUUUCCCCAUUUUGGCUUUAAAAAAUCGCAUGCGCGUUAUACAUGGUAGCGCGCUAUACGUGGUAAAAUACGGUACAUGUACUUAUAAAGCAUAAGCUAAUUUAAAAAAUAUUGAAUUAAACUUUAAUGCAUCGAAAGCUUUGAGAAUAUUUUAGACAAAAUAACUUAUGAAUACAUGUACAUAGCAUAGGUAGUAACAUUCAGUAACAGAAAAUGACUUUUCAAUAGUGAUCUUUAUUCAUUUCCUAAACAAAAUUACCACAAGAAAUAAGCUGUUUUUGCUAUCAGCAGAAUCUCAUGGAUUAUAUCUCAAACACACGAAAUGUAUAGUAGGUAGUUUGUUUGUUCCAUAGUCAAUACUUGUUUUUCAAUUAUUAUCAUAAUAUCAGACUUAAGGCAACAUUAGGACCUUAAUAUAUGAUUUAUCUUGACCAAUGAAAUCAGUUGUUACAAGUUGGUUUCAAAUGAUCCUUUUAAAUGGACCAAUCAAAUAAAUCAUUAUAAGUUGGUUUCAAAUUGACAUUGCACUUUAUAAAUGUUUAAAGAUUUGCGACUUUGCCAGAUAGCAACUAGAUGUCUAGUAUCAUUUGUUAAACAGGUCAAAAUCAUUGAAAUGCUACAAACUCAGAUGGGGUCUACAAGAUGACAUUUACUCUUUAUGACCAAAGUUCCUGCAUUAUAGUGUGUCAGUAUGAUUAGGUGUUGGUGUUUUCAUGAAUAUUUAUUGACAUUUGAAGUAUAGCCACAUUAUAUGUUAUUCCUAUUAUUCAAAUUGUUCUUGCAUAAGAUUUUAUCCUAUUUUAUUGCACUUUAUGUUUGCACAAUUUUUUAAAUACUUUUGAUUUUGACAGUCUUUAUGUUUUCAUAGUAUUCAAUGCUUUAUUGUAUGGGUCUAAAAGUGACUAGACCUUCUUAAUCUGUUUCAACAUACUAGCUUAUAUUAUUUCCUAUAUUUAAUUUUUGCUAAGAUUGUAUACAUAGUACAUUGCAGUUAUUCACACUGGCAUUACACAAGUGUAUUAAGAAAGUGAUGUUCCCAAUUUAUAUUUUAAUCUUAUGGGGCCUUUGUAUUUACAUUUGUAAUAAUAACUUCAUGAUAAAUGAUUAAAAGCAUAAGCGUCCAUGUAACUUCAGUAUUUUCAAUACAUGAUUGCUUGCUUUCUUCUUUCAUUUAAAACUGCAGUUUUUUUUCUGUUUGGAACCAUUUUGAAACUCUUAAUCUUAAAGGAUGUGACAAGAAGCCAGAACUGGAUUUUUUACAAAUUAUGUCCCUAAAUCGAGUGUUAAGAGCAAAUAUUUUUUUAUUUAUUCAAAAUUGAUGUGUUUAAAGCAUUCUAAUCAAACUAAAAUAAUGUUUUACACAGAUAUUAUCAUUGACAACAUGUUUGGUCAUGGUCCACUUGUGAGUGUUAAACAUGUGCACCAUCAAUCGCUGAUUUUCAAUCUGUUUCAAAUAAUGCAUGUUAUUUGCAAGUUGCUUGAGACAGAGAGCAAAUUCCUACUAACAGAUGCUGAUUAACCUUUCCCACUCAGAGGCAAAGUGAAAAUUGCCACAUGCAAACAGCAUUAAACCAGAACAGCCUGUGAGUAACUCGCAGUCUGUUCAGGUUUUAUGAUGUUUGCUGUUCAUCAGUAUCUAAGGGUUGGAAAUGAAGCCUAAAAAACUUGAACCUAGUAAGAAAGGUCUUAAUUAAAUGUAACUUUCUAAGGGACUACAAAUGCUUCAAAAUAUGUUUCUAAGUGGUAAAGGGUUAAAUAUCUUAUGUAUUCUGAACCUUCUGCUGACAAUUUAUUAUUAGCUGCACUUAUAUACUAGUCAAUGUUUACUCUUACGUGGCAAUACACUUCUGGUGCAUGUGUUUACUGUUUGUUGUAAAUAUGAGUUUGUUAGAGGUUAAUAUGCAGUAAUGUCUUCCACUUACGAAAGUGUAGCCAGAGCCGAGUCAGGCCCUGUUUUUAUCAAGCUUUUAAGAAACAUAUUUUUGUUUAAAUAUCUUCUCUUCUUAGUAAAAAUCCAGUUUAGAUGGAAACUGUCUGCAAAAACUUACGCAAUAAUUGUAAAUGUACUUAAGCUGUAUUCAUGUUUUACCUUAUUUUAAGAUAAUUCAAUAUUGAAUUCCAUGUUGUCAAAUUGCAUCUAUAAGUCUUAUUGACAUAUUAAUGGUAUUGUUAUAGAAAAAGUUACACAACUUAAGAUAUUGGUGGGGGAUCGAUGCUUAACUGCUUGUCCUUUAUUCUUUUCUUGUUAUUCAUUAUUUUUUGUCUUUACUAAAAUGUAAUAAAACAUUUGAAAAAAUACUCUUUUGACCAAUCAUGAUAUUUCAUAUAGCCAUUUACAUAUUUCAUCAUGGUAGCAACCAAGCUAGCAACUCCGCAUAAUGUGGUGUGUGGUAAUUACACUGGGUAUAAUGCAUGUGCGUAAAGUGUUGUCCCAGAUUAGCCUGUGCAGUUUGCACAGGCUAAUCAGGGACAACACUUUCCACCUAAACAAGAUUUUUGGUAAGAAACGAAAAAUACCAUAAAAGCGGAGUGUUGUCCCUGAUUAGCCUGUGCGGACUGCACAGGCUAAUCUGGGAUGACACUUUACACACAUGCAUUGUACCCAGUUUUCUCAGAAUGCGACACAAUUGUCUAAAAAAAAAAAAAUCCACAAUAAAAAUAAAAUACAAGGCAUAAUAUUAUUUGAUUGGAAUUUUAAUAAUCCUUAACCUUUUCCAAUGGAUUAAUUUUAAUUAGUUGGGAACUGGCAUCAGUAUACAUGUAUUCUCUGCACUUGUUUUUAUGCCCCCGAAGGAGGGUAUAUAGUGAUCGGACUGUCUGUAUGUCCGUCCGUGCGUCUGUCUGUCCGUCACACUUUGCGUUUAGGUUUCGAAAAAUGCUCAAAACUUCUAUGUCGCUUCAGAUAGCAAUUUCAUAUCUGGCUUGCAUGUGUAUAUGGACAAGGUCUUUCCAUACGCGCACACAUUUUGACCCCUGUGACCUUGACCUUGAACUUACGGUCCGCGUUUAGGUUUCGAAAUCUGCAUUUAGGUUUCGAAAAAAGCUCAUAUCUUCUAUCAAGCGUUUAUAGGGGGCAUAAGUUAUCCUAUGGUGACAGCUCUUGUUUUCUAUCAUGUUUUUGCAAUAUUUUUAUUACUUUGUGACAUAUCUAAAACAAAAACAUGUGAUUCCCUAAAGAGAUAGAAUACAUCACAUGUGCUUCUUUUUGUUGCCAUUUUGUUUUCAUGGACAGUGCCUUUCACAUUUUCUGGUGCACACACUUUGCUUAUUGUUUUGAUUGUUAAAGACUUGUAUUGUUUUACAUGACAUUGUCUGCAAGAAAUACAUUAUUGUUGCUGUGAGAUAUAUUAAAGGAAUAAAAUGUAAAAAAAUGUA